AUUUAUGUUUUUCAAUUAUUUGACUAUUACUCAGCAAGUGGUAUGACUUUGCUUUGGUUUUGUUUCUUUGAAUGUGGAGCUAUAGCUUGGGUUUAUGGUGUAGAAAGAUUUUAUGACAAUAUCUCUGAUAUGCUUGGAUUUAGAAUUGGACCCUGGCUACGGAUUUGUUGGACUUACAUCACUCCGACAGUUACAGGUGGCAUAUUUCUCUUCAGUUUAAUCACAUUUAAACCUGUAACUUAUAAUAAAGUUUAUGAAUAUCCAUUGUGGGCCACUGGAAUUGGAUGGGCAAUGGCUCUUGCUUCCAUGAUGUGUCUCCCUGUCUAUUUUUUAUACAAAAUGUUAGUUACACCAGGAACCCUUACUCAGAGAUGGAAAGUUUUGACUACUCCAUGUAUACCACCAAGAUUACUUCCUACUACUGAACAAGUAUCUUCAGCACUUUUAAAACCAUCUGCAUUGAAUUGUAAUGGUAUUGAUUCAAGUACAAUUGUAUGAGAAUAACACAGUAUUAUAAAUUUAAGAAAAAAGAUUAGUCCAGUGCAUGUAUCCCAUUAUCCCUUUUUCAUCAGUAAUAUUUUUAGAUGUUUUUCAGGUACUAAAUAUUUUAAAAUCAAUUUUGCAGUAUAAUUUUAUCAUAAAGCAUGUGUAAAUUUUUCAUUGAUUUGUAUUGUAUGGGACCACAUAGAUUGAAAAUUUAUUUUCCUCUUCCAUUAAUGUUCUCAAAAUUUCGUAAACUGCUUGGAGAACAUAUUCGAUUGGUGCUUCGAAUAAUAGCUGUAUCCACCUUCACUGCUCACCAUGUAAUGUAUAAAGCUUUGUAUGUAUAAUUUCAAUCAUAAAAUUUAUUUGCGAUAGGGACCAUGUAAAAAGAAUGCAAGUAAAAUAUGUAUUUCUGUUGGUAUUUUGGCUAUUUGGUAACGGCUUAGUUUUGCAAAAUACCAUUAUUGAGAUUUAUCCACUUUUAUAUUAUUUUAAAACCUUCCAAACGAUCAUCAAUCAAUUUAGACUGUGCCAAUAUUUUAGUCCGUUGAUGUUUUAAACUGUACAAGAUAUUCUUUGUAGUAAAAAUAUUUCUUCAGAAAACUAAAUGAAUUGUGUUAUAUGAGAUUAUAAUAGUUAUUAAAAUGUGCUGUAGAAAUUAAUUUGUACAAUAAUGAAAUCUAAAAAAUUUUGAUAGUAAUUUAAAAUUAUGUUUUAAACAAAGUAAAAUUAUUGUAAAUGAUUUAAAC
This is a messenger RNA of Centruroides sculpturatus (bark scorpion), 1232 nucleotides long. Its product is annotated as sodium- and chloride-dependent taurine transporter-like. The record is from RefSeq and is a predicted model, not a curated record. The transcript has 4 exons. Bases 43 to 498 code for a protein of 151 amino acids. Lineage: Eukaryota; Metazoa; Arthropoda; Arachnida; Scorpiones; Buthidae. Gene Ontology annotation, biological process: sodium ion transmembrane transport. Gene Ontology annotation, cellular component: membrane.